AUCUGAAAUCGAAAGAAAACUUGUAUGAGGAAAUAAAAGAAAGCCUCCCUCGGUAGACAUAUUGUCCUCCGCUCUCCUCUGCUUGCACCUGCACGCUUCUGCCUCCAUUUGAACAAGUUUGCUGUAGUUUUAUUCGUGUCGUCUCUUCGCAGUAAUCCGCUCGGACAUGUCGAAGGCGUGCACCCUGAAGAUCAGCAGAGACAGCGCGGGGAAGGUGGACAGCUUCCGGCUGACACUGUUCCAACAGGCUGAGAAUCUGUUCUGCAGCUACAUCCCCCAGAAGAUCCUCCAGCUGGACGCCUUGCUCAAGGAUGAAGCCUUCAAUAUCACAGACUUGACGUUGCUCCAGGCUCCUCUGGACAUCCCCAUACCAGACCCUCCUUCCCCAGAGGAUGAGGAAAUGGAGACAGAUAAGAAUGAAGACGACGAGAAGAAGAAGAAGAAAGCUCCAAAAUGUGGCUUCAUCAAGGGGAAUGAGAAGAUUUUAGCGCUUCUACAGAGGGUGAAACCAGAGAUUUGUGCUUUCCGAGAGACCAUCAUCACUGUCACCAGCUGGAUUCAGCACCUCAUCCCCAAAAUAGAAGAUGGAAAUGACUUUGGCGUCGCCAUCCAGGAGAAAAUCUUGGAGAGAAUCGGUGCUGUGAAGACCAAAGCUGACACUUUUCAGACCAACAUCAACAAGUACUUCACCGAGCGAGGAGACGCUGUGGCAAAAGCUUCCAAAGACACUCAUGUGAUGGACUACCGCUCACUCGUCCACGAGAAGGACGAGGCCAUCUACUCCGAGAUCAGAGUGAUCGUUCUCGACAUUCGCGGCUUCUACGCUGAGCUGUACGACAUCAUCAGCAAGAACGAGGACAAGGUGACCAAUCCGAAGGGAGAGGAGAAGCCUUCCAUGUACUGAUGCUGGAGGGAGGAGGAGGAGGUGGCACUUAGCACUAUCAGUCAACUCUGUGUUCAGUCACUCUACAUACACAUCUGAUUCUGUUUCAGUCCUACUUAUUCUACUCAAAUAAUAAAUCAACUGGAUCCAAGUUUUAUCACUGCUGUUUGAGUUCAAGAAAAAAUAAAGAAAGCUUGUUUUUCAAA
Molecule: messenger RNA, 1089 nt
Organism: Acanthopagrus latus (yellowfin seabream)
Lineage: Eukaryota; Metazoa; Chordata; Actinopteri; Spariformes; Sparidae
Gene: psme2
Product: proteasome activator subunit 2
Exons: 11
Coding region: 167-904 (245 amino acids)
Biological process (GO): positive regulation of endopeptidase activity; regulation of proteasomal protein catabolic process; regulation of G1/S transition of mitotic cell cycle
Cellular component (GO): proteasome activator complex; nucleoplasm; cytoplasm
Molecular function (GO): endopeptidase activator activity
Source: RefSeq, a predicted model, not a curated record